GGGCUGUGCCGGCCCGCGGCAGAGGCACCAGGUGCUGCAGGGGACCCCCACCAUCCCCCCACCAGCCUGGUCCGGCGGGACUGGCCUGAGUCCCUGUCCCAGGAGCAGAAGCACCUCAUCUCCCAAUUCCUGCCCCAUAUCUUCACAGAGCUGAGUGACCCCAAGGGCUAUGUGCAGGGGGACCAGGGGAUGGAGGCCCUGCACGACCACUACUACCCCGACUGGAUGGACUUUGGCCGCCGCAGCGCUGAGGACGCGGCCGACGCCGCGUAG
Chaetura pelagica (chimney swift) is the source of this 273-nucleotide messenger RNA. Its product is annotated as gastrin/cholecystokinin-like peptide. Gene Ontology annotation, molecular function: hormone activity. Gene Ontology annotation, cellular component: extracellular region. The annotation marks the transcript as partial. The record is from RefSeq and is a predicted model, not a curated record. The transcript has 2 exons. NCBI's taxonomy places the organism in Eukaryota, Metazoa, Chordata, Aves, Apodiformes, Apodidae.